Messenger RNA from Phlebotomus papatasi, 2610 nucleotides. Its product is annotated as pH-sensitive chloride channel 2. The record is from RefSeq and is a predicted model, not a curated record. Gene Ontology annotation, biological process: chemical synaptic transmission; nervous system process; signal transduction. Gene Ontology annotation, molecular function: extracellular ligand-gated monoatomic ion channel activity; transmembrane signaling receptor activity; chloride channel activity. Gene Ontology annotation, cellular component: neuron projection; membrane; synapse. NCBI's taxonomy places the organism in Eukaryota, Metazoa, Arthropoda, Insecta, Diptera, Psychodidae. Bases 714 to 2468 code for a protein of 584 amino acids. The transcript is spliced from 7 exons.
AUUCACGUCAAAUGGUGAUCUUUAGUCAUAGAUCCAGAACUCUAAAAGAAGAAUAAUUAAUAUUGUCCUAGGCUGUGGGAGAAGACUCAAGCAUCUUCAUCAUCUCAUCAAACAUUAAUUGCUUCUUCGUGCUAUUUGUUCAACUGGAAAUAGAGCAAUUUUUCUUCGCACUGUUCUAAGAAAAAGAAAUAAGAAAACUGAACUGAGGUGGUUGCGGUGAAUGUUUGCCUUUUGGCACGAAUCGCAAAUAUGUGUGCUUAUCGGGUAAACUUUCUUUGGCGACAAAAUAUAUAGCUGGAUAAAUAUUGGUGGGCUGAAAACACCUAUACACACCUGCCUUCGGUGGCGCAAAAGACGCUCUUAGGAAGUUAAAUAAAGUAGCGUUGUGGAGCACACGAAUAAAGGUGAAUUUUCGCGAUCACCACCAAUCGCUGAGGUGGCUUUUAGGAGAAUUCUCCGGCGAGGCAAGAAAAUGCUGGUGUGGUGGGAUGUGAUCGUGAGGUGUGCGCGCUGGAAAAUCGUAUGAGAUCGCAGUCAAUAUGUUUUGAGUCUCCUGGCAGUUUGUUCUUAGUAGUCAGAGUGCCUUCAUCGCGGUAAGAUCGACCAGUUUCUCCUGCCAACGCUGGUCCAAAAAAAAAAUAAUAAUAAUAAAGUGUCCUCGCUCCGCAGUCCUUUACACUUUUUCCUCAAUUUUCCGCUCUCGCGUCGGGAGAAUGGAACAGAUUGUCCUGCUCCUCGGGUUUUUUGUGAUUGUGUGUGCAUCCAGUGAAAUUGAUGUGAAUUUGUCCCCUGAGAUCAGUGAUGAGAAUACAACGAUCGCCGAUGUUACCAAUAGUACCCUCAGGGACCUGGUGGAGGAGAUUAAGGUUACAUCCACUUCACCCCAACCACCGCCCACCACGACACACGCUGCAAAUGAUCAGGAACUCCUCAUCCCACCAGCCACCGUAAACGCCAAUAUCGCUCAAAUGCACCACAGUAAUGCCCCCAAGAAGAAAGGACCCAUCGUGAUCAGCUCCGAGCCUGAUUGUCCUUCUCUGGAGAAUGCGGAUGAACUUUCGCAGACGCAACUUCUCAAGACACUGACCCACGGCUGCCGCUACGAUCGCCUCGAGAGACCGGUUCACUACGGCGAGAAUAAUACCCGUCUUCCAGUAGACGUUUACACACGUGCUUACAUCUAUUUCAUCCAGAAUCUCGAGGCACAUGAUCUUCAGUUCAAGAUCCAUGUACUCCUCCAAAUGCGUUAUGUUGAUCCUCGAUUGGUUUUCCGGGAAGUAGCACCCAGUCGACAUGAACCCAUCAUGGGUGAGGCAUCUCUAAGGCAAUCUCUCUGGGUGCCUCAUGUCUUUUUGUCCAAUGAACGAUCUUCAAGUAUUUUGGGAACAGCUGAGAAGGAUAUUCUCACAUCGAUCUCUCCGGAUGGAACAGUGAUCGUAUCAACGAGAAUUCAGGCUCAACUCUAUUGCUGGAUGAAUCUCCAGAAGUUCCCCUUCGAUGAGCAGAAAUGUCAGACUGUUCUUGAGAGUUGGAUGUACAACACUUCUGAAUUAGUUCUGCACUGGGAGCAGAAAUCUCCAGUGACUCUUGCACCAGAGCUUCAUCUUACAGAAUACGUUCUGCUGAACAAGUGGACGAAUGAGACAAUGAUAAAUGCUGAUCUCAGUGAUCUUCGACAUGGAGCUUUUGCCGGUAACUACAGUUCCCUGACCUUUACUGUCCAUCUGGCUCGCGAGAUGGGCUUUUACAUGAUGGACUACUUCAUUCCCUCAAUGAUGAUCGUAGCGAUCUCGUGGGUAUCAUUCUGGUUGCAGGCAGAUGCAUCUCCACCACGAAUUAUGUUGGGCACAAGUACCAUGCUCACCUUCAUCACACUAGCAUCCGCCCAGGGCAAGACAUUGCCCAAGGUUAGCUACAUCAAGGCAUCUGAGGUGUGGUUCCUAGCCUGCACCGGCUUCAUUUUCGGCUCCCUCGUGGAAUUUGCUUUUGUAAAUACAAUUUGGCGCAGAAAACGCAAUGUGGAGCUAAAGAAAGUCAACAGCAAGUACAUCCUCAAAUCUACCCUCACACCUCGACCCACACGGAAGGAAAUGAGUGGGAAUCUUCAGAAAUCACAUUCAUGCUCUAGUCUGGACGCUCAGAGCAUCACAACAGCUGCUCCGUCCUACAAUAACUAUCUCACAGUUCACAGCUUCUCCAAUAAUAAGACAAGCCUUCCAGUAAUCACAACACAGAGUUGCGAUGACCUUACUCAGGAAAAUGGAACAGUGAUCAAUAUGGAGCCAGAUUCCACGUCCACGCUCCAAGGCAACAGUGCUGUGCCAUCACCUCAGCCCCAGAACACAGGCUGGACCACGAUGACACCUCAGGAGAUCGCCAUGUGGAUAGAUCGUCGAUCCCGAUUUCUCUUUCCCUGUGCAUUUCUUAUCUUCAAUAUCUUCUAUUGGAGCUUCGUGUACUGCCUCUGAGCUACGCAUAUCUUCGCAUAUUUCUAUAGACUUUAUCUCAAAGCUUUGCAACAAAGAUUCCUUAGUCAUAUCUCUUAACUUUUUAACUCCUAUUUAUACUACAAAUCCAAAUGUUAAAUAAAACUAUUGCUUAAGAAUCUCA